Lactuca virosa is the source of this 1539-nucleotide messenger RNA. The record is from the annotation of a GenBank genome assembly. NCBI's taxonomy places the organism in Eukaryota, Viridiplantae, Streptophyta, Magnoliopsida, Asterales, Asteraceae.
AUGGAGACAGUAGAUGACUUCGAUACCAUUGACGUGGAAUUGGAUGAGUUUUUCAAACACAAACAAAGAAGUCGAUGCAAAGAUGAGUUCCUAAAUACUCUCACAGACGAAGCGCUUGACGAAUGCACCAUACCUGAGAUAAACCUAAAUGAUUUUGAAGGAAUGUCAGAAGAUGAAGCACCGCAGGAGAAGCAGAGUGAUAGUGAAGGUGACGAUGAAGACAAAUUGCAGUUUCAAUACUCAACCCAUGAUCCGAAGGUGAAAUGGAACAAUAUGAAGCCAGUUCUUGGAGAGAGGUAUGAAUCACCACACAAACUAAAGUUUUGUUUGACAAAUUACUCUAUAAGUAGGGGUUAUCCAAUUAGGUUCAAGAAAUGUGAUAGUGUAAGGCUCGUGGCUGUAUGUGCAAGUGACCCUGAGAAAUUUGAAUGUCCCUUUGUUGUAAGGGCCUCAUGGAUGAGCACUGAAAGAUCAUUCCAAAUCAAAAAAAUGGUUGAGCAACAUACCUGUGUUAGGAAUUUCCGUAGUGCUAAUCUUAUGGAUCCCACAUGGAUAGCUAGGCAGUUUCUGAAGGAGAUGAUUAGGAAACCAAAUCUGAAAUGUAAGGAAAUGCAAGCUAUUAUUCAAAGCAGGAGUUGGUAUGUUCAUCCUAGUGGUUUGAAUGCUUUUGAAGUAAGAAAUGGCUUCCACUCAUAUGGAGUGAACUUAGAGGGGAUGUACUGUACAUGCAGACUUUGGGAGUUAUCUGGGAUGCCCUGUGUCCAUGCCCAAGCAACCAUAAUUUACACACAACAGGAUCCAGCUAGAUUCAUUAGCACAUGGUUUGGUAAGGACAAGUUCUUAGCUACUUAUGAGUCUAACAUCCUUCCUGUUAAUGGCAGUAAUAUGUGGGAACCAACACCUUACACCAAACCACUACCACCUAUUGAAAGAAGGAUGCCAGGAAGGCCUUGUGGUAGAAGAGGUGGUGGAAGAGGGGGUAGAAGUGGUGGAAGAGUGUCUACCAGUGUUUAUGAAGAAGGUGAAAGUUCUGGGAAAAAAGAACCUGGGAUUGAGACUCAAUUUGUCACCCAAACAACACCUAAUGUUGAGAGUCAAUUUGUCACCCAAACAGCACCUACUGUUGACAGUGAACAUGUACCAGAAACACAGGAAGCAGAUGUUAACAUUGAUGAUGAAGGUGAUGGUCUUGAUAUGGCUGAUCUGGAUCAAAUACUGCAUGAUUUGAGUUACCUUAGAGAGUCAAAAUACAGUGAAGCAGAGAUCCUUUUGUGUCUUAAUAUCACCCAAUCACAACUUAAAGGAUUUGAUGCUUUGCUUCACCAAUCCAAACAAGCUGCAAAGGAGGACAAUGGUGAAAACAAGGAGGAGAGUGACUAUGAAGAUGGAGUUGAAGAAUCACAGGAGGACAAUGAUGAAGAUGGAGCUGAGGAUGAUGAAGAGGGAGUUGAUGAUACUCAAGUUAGGGUUAGAACUCAAGUCAGGGGAUAUGCCCUUUCUUUUGUAAACACUUUGGCUGAUUUUGGUAUGUUUUGUUGA